UUCAACGCUUUCCUCUUCUUCUUUCAUUUCAAUUACCAGUCUCAUUCAAACUCAGGUGCAAGAACGACUGGAGACUUUUAUUUCAGAUAAAAAAAAAAGUUAUUUUGGAGUUGAAAUUGGUUAGCCAAGUGCAAUACUCAGCUUUUUACAACCGUUUCUUGAUUUCCAUAGCUGGGGUGUUGGGAUUGGAGAUGAAUCUGUGGUUUGAUUAGGUUAUUUGGGAAUAAUUGAAAAAUACAGAAAAUGUCUUUGAAGAGCAGAGGGGGUGAGUCAUCUUCGAAGAGGGGUGUUUCAAGAAAUCUCACUCUUUUUCUCUGCAUUGGAUGCUUUUGUGCUGGGAUGUUCUUCACUGACAGAAUGUGGGCAGUUCCAGAAACUAAAGACUUAUCCCAUUAUAGUGGUGGGCCAGAUGAAAAGCAUAACUUAGUUUCAGAUGGUUCUGAUCCAAAAGUUAAGGAUGGACCGGGCGAGUCCAGGGAUGUUUUUGCAAAAGUUUCAAAGACACCUCAUGCUACAGAGGCUCUGGAUAAAACAAUUUCAGAUUUGGAGAUAGAGUUAGCUUCCACGAGGACCCUCCAGGAUUCCUUACUCAGCAAUUCUCUCUUAUCUCAAGAGCUGAAGAAUCCUGGGUUAGCCAAAAAGAGAAAAUACUUGAUGGUAGUUGGCAUUAACACUGCUUUUAGCAGUCGAAAGAGACGAGAUUCAUUGCGCUCUACAUGGAUGCUACAAGGUGAUAAACGGAGAAAGCUUGAGGAAGAAAAGGGCAUUAUUAUCCGAUUUGUGAUUGGUCACAGUGCCACAUCAGGUGGUAUUCUUGAUAGAGCCAUUGAAGCAGAAGAUAAGAAACACGGAGAUUUUCUGAGACUGGAACAUGUUGAGGGUUACCUUGAACUAUCAGCCAAGACAAAGACCUAUUUUAUCACUGCUCUCACUCUUUGGGAUGCCGACUUUUAUGUAAAAGUUGAUGAUGAUGUACAUGUAAACAUAGGGUCACUCGGGGCAACCCUUGCCAGGCAUCGUUCGAAGCCUAGGGUUUAUAUCGGAUGCAUGAAAUCUGGGCCUGUCCUUGCUCAAAAGGGAGCAAGAUAUUAUGAACCUGAAUAUUGGAAAUUUGGUGAGCAAGGAAACAAGUAUUUCCGCCAUGCGACAGGGCAAAUAUAUGCUAUUUCCAGGGAUUUAGCAACUUAUAUAUCAACAAACAGGCACGUAUUGCACAAGUACACAAAUGAAGAUGUCUCGUUAGGAUCUUGGUUCAUUGGAUUGGAUGUGGAACACAUUGAUGACCGAAGAUUAUGUUGUGGAACACCACCUGAUUGCGAGUGGAAGGCCCAGGCUGGUAACAUCUGUGUUGCUUCAUUUGACUGGAGCUGCAGCGGAAUUUGCAAUUCUGCUGAUAGGAUUAAGGAGGUGCAUCAGAGAUGUGGAGAAGGCGAGACAGCCCUGUGGGAUGCUGCUUUCUGACGCGUGUAGAGUUGCACGUGACAGAGAAUUCAAGUUGAGAAUCAUCCACAGAAUGCGGCUCUGCAACGUCAUGAUACAUCGUGUUUAUCAUCCACAGAAUGCGGCUCUGCAACGUCAUGAUACAUCGUGUUUAUCAUCCACAGAAUGCGGCUCUCACUAUGUAAAUGCUAUAUAUAUAGAGGGAGAGAGGGAUAGAGAAACAGGAAGAUGCUGCAAGAGUCAUUGUUCCCAUUUUAGGCAAGGAGAUGGAUCAUUGUAGCAUACAUACUUAAAGAGUUAGAAGCAAAGCUUGAGUAAAGUGUUGGUGGGAGUUUUGAGCCAACUUUCAUUACUAGUGCAAGUGUUUUGCAUUUUAACAUCAUUUUAGCUGCAGUAGCUAUUCUAUGUUCAUUAUAUUUUUGUAGUUGUGAAAAAUCUUGAUCUGACAAUGGUGGCAGCUUAUUGUGCUUUUCUUUCUAAUGUGGUUAAUGAAGCUACUCUGCCUGGUGGUUUGUGGAGGUCCAA
Salvia splendens (bonfire salvia) is the source of this 1965-nucleotide messenger RNA. RefSeq names its product probable beta-1,3-galactosyltransferase 2. NCBI's taxonomy places the organism in Eukaryota, Viridiplantae, Streptophyta, Magnoliopsida, Lamiales, Lamiaceae. Gene Ontology annotation, cellular component: Golgi membrane. The transcript is spliced from 11 exons. The record is from RefSeq and is a predicted model, not a curated record. The coding region runs from base 244 to 1461 and encodes 405 amino acids. Gene Ontology annotation, molecular function: galactosyltransferase activity.